CGCGAGCGGGUCGCCCCGGGGGGAGGUGGGAAAGAGCCGUGCCAAGGCAGGCGCUGCUUCUGCAUCGCCCUGGGACCGAGCCGGGUGUCCCACGUCCCGUGUGGGUGCGGGACCUCGUCUCUGUUGUGAGCACACGGUCGGGAGGUCCCUUGGGUGCAAGGACUCGGCUGUGGCUCAGAUCUGCCUUGCUCUCCUUUGAAUGUACAUUCAUCUCCUCCAGCGUCUCAGGCAACGAACGAACAGCCGCUCACUAUCAGUGACUCUUGUACAGCCAUCCUGGGAAGGCCGGAGAGGGAGAUGACGACGCUAACGCACCGAGGACGGCGUGCUGAGGCAGGAAGGAACUCUGACAAGAAGCCUGACAGUGAGGAAGAUGCGGCUGCAGACAGAGACCUGAAUGACGAUGAUCCUGGCGACUUCAAAGAUAUCCACCUCACGCUCAUGGAGGAGGUGUUGCUCCUGGGGCUGAAGGACAAGGAGGGCUACACCUCCUUCUGGAAUGACUGCAUCUCUUCAGGCCUGCGAGGUGGUAUUCUCAUUGAGCUGGCUCUGCGCGGCCGGAUCCGCCUGGAGCCGCUCUCCAUCAGGAAGAAGAGACUGCUGGAGAGGAAGGUGAAGGUGCUCUUGAAGUCAGACGCGCCAACUGGUGAUGUCUUGCUGGAUGAGACCCUCCGACACAUCAAGGCCACGGAGUCUGCAGAAACGGUGCAGACCUGGAUAGAGCUGCUCACUGGGGAGACCUGGAACCCCUUCAAGCUGCAGUACCAGCUGAGGAACGUGCGUGAGCGCAUCGCCAAGGCGCUGGUGGAGAAGGGCAUCCUCACCACGGAGAAGCAGAACUUCCUGCUCUUCGACAUGACCACCCACCCUGUCAGCAAUGCCACCGAGAAGCAGCGCUUGGUGAAGAAGCUCCAGGAGAGCAUGCUGGAGCGGUGGGUGAACGACCCCCACCGCAUGGAACGCAGGACUCUGGCUCUCCUCGUGUUGGCCCACUCCUCAGAUGUACUGGAAAACGUUUUCGCCAGCCUGGCAGAUGACAAGUACGAUGUGGCAAUGAACAGGACCAAGGACCUCCUCGAUAUGGACCCUGAGGUGGAAGCUGCCAAAGCCAGGGGCGCAGAGAUGAUCUGGGCUGUCCUGGCAGCCUUCAAUAAGUCCUAAAAAGCCCCUGAACCCCCCAAACCAGCUGGGUGGCCUUACCCCCUCGAUGUGAGGCCAGGGGUAUAUGCGCAUGGAGUUCCUGCAGCAGCGGGUGGGCUCAGGUUGGGGGGACGAGGAGGUUUUGCUCUCCCGCCUGGACAGGGUUGGGAGAGUGAGAGUCCACCUGUGUGGGCAGGUCUUGCACUCCUCCAAAAACUGGUGCCUCUGGGGAGAGGUGGCUGUGCUUCUUCGCUCCCCUUCCAGUGCUCCUUGCCCAUGGGCUUCCUUCUCAGGCCAGUGCAGAGCUGGGAGGUGGCAGAGCUCAGCUCUGCCUCUGCGUGCGGGAAUCAAGCCACUCGGGCCAAACCCCAGCA
Molecule: messenger RNA, 1514 nt
Organism: Harpia harpyja (harpy eagle)
Lineage: Eukaryota; Metazoa; Chordata; Aves; Accipitriformes; Accipitridae
Gene: GOLPH3L
Product: golgi phosphoprotein 3 like
Exons: 5
Coding region: 298-1161 (287 amino acids)
Biological process (GO): Golgi organization; retrograde vesicle-mediated transport, Golgi to endoplasmic reticulum; Golgi vesicle budding
Cellular component (GO): trans-Golgi network; cytosol; Golgi cisterna
Molecular function (GO): phosphatidylinositol-4-phosphate binding
Source: RefSeq, a predicted model, not a curated record